GCCGCCGUCAGUUUGGCUGGGCAGCCGGGAGGGUGCGGGACACUCGGUGGCAGAGACGCGCGCGCGGCCGGCCGUCCCGAGGCUGCGCGGCGGGGCCUUCGCCAUGCCGGGAAUGGUGCUCUUCGGCCGGCGCUGGGCCAUCGCCAGCGACGACCUGGUCUUCCCGGGGUUGUUCGAGCUGUUCCUGCGUGUGCUGUGGUGGAUUGGCAUCCUGACCUUGUACGUCAGGCACAGGGCGAGGCUGGACUGUGCCGGCGGCGUCCUGCUCAGCAGCUACCUGAUCGUGCUCAUCAUUCUCCUGGCAGUUAUCAUUUGCACCGUGUCGGCCAUCGUGGGUGUCAGCAUGAGAGGGACCAUCUGCAACCCCGGGCCACGGAAGUCCAUGUCCAAGCUGCUGUACGUGCGCCUGGCGCUCUUCCUGCCCGAGAUGGCCUGGGCCUCUGUGGGCGCCGCCUGGAUCGCGGGCAGCCUGCAGUGCGACAGGAUCGUCGUGAACGGCAUCAUCGCCACCGUCGUCGUCAGCUGGAUUAUCAUCGUCUCCACCGCGGUCACCAUCUUCAUCGUCUUCGACCCCCUGGGGGGGAAGAUGGCUCCGCACUCCACCGCCAGCCCCAGCCUCCCGGGCAGCAGUCAGGAGUCGGGCCAGUUCCUCACGGGCCUCAGGACAGCCGCCACCAGCGUGUGGGAAAGGCGGGUCAAGUUUAUGUGCUGCUGCAUCGGGAGGGACGACCACACCCGUGUCGCGUUUUCGAGCACGGCAGAGCUGCUGUCCACCUGCUUCUCGGACACGGACCUGGUGCCCAGCGACAUCGCAGCCGGCCUCAGCCUCCUCCGCCAACAGCAGGACAGUGUCCGGGACAGCCAGGAGCCCAAGGAGGUGACCAGCCACUCCCCAGGCUCCUCCCCGGAAGGCGAUUUGAACGCAGAGUUAGAAAACUGCCAUCACUACAUGCAGUUUGCAGCGGCCGCCUACGGGUGGCCCCUCUACAUCUACCGGAACCCGUUCACGGGGCUCUGCAAGAUCGGCGGCGACUGUUGCAGGAGCAGGACCACGGAGUACGACGUGGUGGGAGGCGAGCAUCUGCACUGCCACUUCGGCUCCAUCCUGCACACGACGGGGCUGCAGUACCGCGACUUCAUCCACAUAAGCUUCCACGACAAGGUCUACGAGCUCCCCUUCAUAGUGGCCCUGGAUCACAGGAAGGAGUGCGUGGUGGUCGCGGUGAGAGGAACCAUGUCUCUGCACGACGUCCUCACGGACCUGUCGGCGGAGAGCGAGACCCUGGACCUGGGGUAUGACGCGCAGGACUGUCUGGCUCACAAGGGCAUCUCCCAGGCUGCCAGGUACGUGUACCGUCGCCUCGUCAGUGACGGGAUUUUGAGCCAAGCCUUCAGCGUUGCCCCCGAGUACCGGCUGGUCGUCGUGGGGCACAGCCUGGGGGCGGGCGCCGCGGCCCUGCUGGCCUUCAUGCUCCGAAGCUCCUACCCGCACGUCAGGUGCUACGCCUUCUCCCCACCCCGGGGGCUGCUCAGCAAAUCCCUUCAUGAGCACUCCAAGGACUUCACGGUGUCCCUGGUCCUGGGCAAGGACGUGAUCCCCAGGUUGAGCGUGGCCAACCUGGAGGACCUGAAGAGGAGGAUCUUGCGAGCGAUCGCCAACUGCAACAGGCCCAAGUACGAGAUCCUGCUGCGCGGGUGCUGGUAUGAGCUCUUCGGAGGGAGCCCGCAGGGCCCGCCCACCGAGCUGGACACCUGCGGCCGCGUGGACCUGACACAGCCCCUCCUCGGGGAGCAGAGCCUGCUGACGCGCGGCUCCCCGCUGCCGUCGCCCACCAAGUACCCGCCCCUCUACCUCCCGGGCCGGAUCAUCCACCUGGAGGAGGAAGGCGCUUCGGGGAGGUGCUCCUGCUACACCUCGCAGUACACCGCCCGGUGGGCGCAGGAGUCAGAGUUCAGCAAGAUACUCAUUGGCCCGAAGAUGCUGACCGACCACAUGCCGGACAUCCUGAUGCGAGCCCUGGACCGCGUGGUGUCGGGCCCGGCUGUCUGCGACGCCUGUCCCGCCCCGGGCGGCUUCGGCGCGGACGACACGCGCGCACCGUUGUGACCCGAUGACGCCCGAGCGCAGCCCCCGCCGCCAAGGCAGUGGUUCCCGAACUGUAAGUGCGAGCCAAGGAUUGCCAGGAUCUUGAGGGACAAGGGACCAGGAGAAACAGGUGCAGAAGCUUCCCACCACCCCAGCCCCAGGCGGCAGGCGGCAGAAGUGCCGCAACCACAGAACUGACCCACGAGGCCGAAAGAGGGUCUUCAGGGAAUUAAACCAGAACCCCGCACCCCGGAAGUUAAAAGCAUGAAAGACACGAACAGAAAUGGACACGUGAAUAAUGGGAGCCACGAGGUUCCAGACCACGAGGGAUAAAAAUAAACCCAGGCCCUGGAAGACCCAGGGAAAGUCCCCCCAAAUCCCAGUGUGGCGGGCGUGGCCAAGGAAGCCUGGAGAGCGGCCCCCAAAACCCCGGAGGGAGCUCAGUGCCGGCUAGCCUGGCAUUCCAGACCCAGCGGGGAGACGGCAGGGUGGGGGGAGUGGUUUCCGAAGCCGUGGGGGCUCAAACACGGCAAGUUCCCACCCUCCUCGGGGGGCUCGCGGAGAACCUGCUUGCCGCCACGAGGAGGCACGUGAAAAACAAGGCGGCAGGUGUAGGCAGCAAACCACCACAGGUGAGGGUGGUCAGAGGGUGCCGAGACUUCAGGAAAGUGAACCCUGAUGAGACGUGGAACACACCUGCACACCUGCCAGGUGCAGGCAGCAGCAAAGUGAGCCUUAAAUGAACGCGUUAUCUCCCGAGGAACCGACAGCUGUUCAGGGAAAGGCCGACUCCCGCCGCCGCAUGGCGCGGGUGCGUUUCACGCAGUGACAGCACAGACACCGAACAGUGAGUGCCAACCAUGGGGACCUUACGGCACUGAGGCGGCAGGAACGGUGCAGGGGGCGGGGGGCCCUCGGGGGCAGCUGGCAGGCGGGAAGCCCUGGCUUCUCCCGCGGCGGGCACGUCAGCAGCCGCGGUGGGACUGGGAAACCCAACCGCCUGUAAAGGCACAGGGUUUCGACUGAGCCCCGGAGAGCAGCUGGCAGUCGACUUGAUCCCCAUCAGGUUUCAUCCAUCCUCGUGUGACGAGGCCCCGUAAAAUCCCCGAAGGGGGGUCCUCAGAGCUCCCGUGCUGGGGAGCACUCGGGGACUGCGGGGAGAGUGGCCCCGGUGGGGCACGGGAACCCCGCACCCUCGCCCCACCCAACGUCCGGCUGGGCCACAGCCUUUUCUAGUAAGCCAGUGAUUUAUAAGUAAAAAAAAAAAGCAUAUGACUUACACAUGUGGAAAUAAAUUUAAGAUGAAGAGAUACACAUGCAGAAACAAAAAAAUCUCAAAAGCACUUGGCUCUGGGGAGGGUAUAAAAGGGGAAGACUGCCUCUUCUGUAGCAAAUCUUUGGAACUGUUUGUUCUUUAAACAGUAUGUAUCUGUGGUUAAAAAGCAACUCAGAACACUCAAAGCAGAAGAGUCUUUAGAAAGUGGGUUGUCACCAACUACUUACAGCACAACUCCAGGUUCUGGAAAGAUCUGGAAGUCGUACCGUCAGCGCCCGCCCUCCCACGAGGCCGGCCUGGGUCCCGACAUCUCACUCGCAGCCCAGAGCCCUGGCCCGAGACACCCACACAGUGCACGUGUGCGCACACAGCUACCCACGCGUCCUAGGGUGGGCACCGUCUCAGCGACAUGCAGCUGGUCCGAAACCAGACCACCCAUGUCUCCCCCUAGAGGGGCCACUCCCCACCCCCCACCCCCAGCACGGAAACUCACACGGGAGACGCACACGCGGUGAGGCACGUGCACACACCCCAGGAGGGGGGUCACCAGGGUCUCAAAGGAUUUAAGUCCUGGCGCAGACCGGCGCCUCUCCCGGCCCUCAGGAGUGCAUCUCCAACACGGGGUCCCCAACCUCGGGGCCUUGGUACCAGUCUGGGCCUGACAGGAACCGGGCUGCAGAGCAGGAGGUGGGCUGGGAUGGAAUGCCCUCGAACUACCCUGAAGCCACCCCCCUCACCCUGUUCUGUGGAGAAAUUCUCUUCCAUGAAACCGGUACCUGGUGCCAAAAAGACUGGGGCCUGCUGUCCUAAACCCAAGGGUUCCCACGAGACUCGCAACCAGGGGAGCCACGGGCAGCGGCGGUGCGUCCGGAGCUGACCCCUGAACCUGUCUCCAAGGCCCGCCCCCACCCCCGACUCCCCCGUGAGCCAGAGCGGCCCGCCGGGGCUCCCCCGCUGCUGCUUCUGUCCUGGCCCUUGUUUCCCUGCCCCCAGCUUUAACAAACACAGUCUCAAAAUAAAAAGUAAAAAAAAAGAA
Phyllostomus hastatus (greater spear-nosed bat) is the source of this 4398-nucleotide messenger RNA. It is a transcript of the gene DAGLB, whose product is annotated as diacylglycerol lipase beta. NCBI's taxonomy places the organism in Eukaryota, Metazoa, Chordata, Mammalia, Chiroptera, Phyllostomidae. Bases 104 to 2107 code for a protein of 667 amino acids. Gene Ontology annotation, biological process: lipid metabolic process. The record is from RefSeq and is a predicted model, not a curated record. The transcript has 16 exons.